CGCGUCCGCUCGCCGCCACCACCACCACCACCUUUCCGCGCGCGCGCGCGACGCGAGCCCCACGCGCGACACGACCGGGCGCACUGCGAACGCCCGCACGCGGAGCAAGCAAGCAAGCAACCGCCCGCAGCUCCGCUCCCUCCAGGCUCCCAUGACCGACGCGGGCGCCGCCAGGACACGGAGGGCGGGCAGCGGCGGCGGUGGCGGCGGGGACCUCCCGCUGCGGCCGCCGGAGCCGCCGCGGGACCCGCUGGAGUUCCUGUCCCGCUCCUGGAGCGCGUCGGCGGCCGACGUCUCCCGCGCGCUCGGCGGCGCGCCCGCGCCGGCAGUGGCAGUGGCCGCCGCCAUCUCCGAGGACGUCGCCGCGGAGCUCGACGCCGACUCCGCCGCCGGACCGGCCUCCGGGACCUCCUUCUCCUUCGCGUCCGCGGCCACCUCGCAGCUCGUCUUGGACCGGAUCAUGACGCCAUCGGAAGUGUCGCCGCUGACCUCCGGCCGGCUCUCACACAGCAGCGGGCCUCUCAACGGCGGCGGGUCGCUCUCCGACAGCCCACCCGUGUCGCCGGAGAUCGACGACACCAAGUUCUGCAGGGCGGUGAGCACGCCGAAGCCGCAGCCGUACGCCCGCGGCGGGAGCAAGACGGUGGGGCGGUGGCUCAAGGACCGCAAGGAGAAGAGGAAGGAGGAGACGCGGGCGCACAACGCGCAGGUGCACGCCGCCGUGUCCGUGGCCGCCGUGGCCGCGGCCGUCGCCGCCGUGGCUGCUGCCACCGCCGCGGCUUCCUCCUCGUCGUCGGGCAAGGACAACGGCCGCGGCGCGCGCACGGACAUGGCGGUGGCGUCGGCCGCGACGCUGGUGGCCGCGCAGUGCGUGGAGGCCGCGGAGGCUCUCGGCGCCGACCGCGAGCACCUGGCGGCCGCCGUCGGGUCCGCGGUUAACGUCCGCACCCCCGGCGACGUCGUCACCAUCACGGCCGCCGCCGCCACAGCGUUGCGAGGGGCGGCGACGCUCAGGGCGAGGGCGCUGAAGGAGGUGUGGAACGUGGCGGCGGUGAUCCCCGUGGAGAAGGGCGCGGUGGGCGGAGGAGGCGGAGGUGGGCAGCAUCACCAGCACGGCGGCCACAAGCACGACGGGCAGCCGAAGCAUCACCAUCAUCAUCAGCAGCAGAGGGAGGUGGAGAGCAGCAACAGCAGCAGCAGCUGCUUCAGCGACGAGCUGUUGCUGGGCGAGGAGAACAACUUCCUGGGCAUCUGCACGCAGGACCUGCUGGCGCGCGGCACCGAGCUCCUCAAGCGCACCCGCAAAGGAUCGCUGCAUUGGAAGGUCGUCUCUGUGUACAUCAACCGGGCGGGCCUGGUGAUGCUGAAGAUGAAGAGCAAACAUGUGGGUGGCACCAUCACGAAGAAGAAGAAGAGCGAGGUGGUGGACGUGUGCCGGGACGUGGCGGCGUGGCCGGGGCGGCACCUGCUGGAGGGCGGCGAGCAGCGGCGCUACUUCGGGCUGCGGACGGCGGAGCAGCGGGUGAUCGAGUUCGAGUGCGGCAGCCAGCGGGAGUACGAGUUGUGGACCAAGGGCGUCGCGCGCCUCCUCGCCAUCGUCGACGGACGGAAGCGCUGAUCGCUGAGUGCCUGAAACCGACAGUAGAAGAUGUAGCUAGUAGACAGUAAGCAUGCAUGCAGAGUGGAGAUUGGUGAUUUAUCAGUGACAAGAAGAGGAAUGUUACCUGUCUGUUCAUCUCACUUACUACUAGUCACUUGUUGCUCUGCCUCUAAUUAAUUAGUUGAGAUAGCUGAACUGAAUGUACAGGGAAGAUAACUAAGCUGCGGUCCUGUUGCAUGCACUGCUUUUGUUAUGUGGCGUUUUUCACUAAUUUUGAGCCUGUUAGCCAUGCUUGAAAA
Molecule: messenger RNA, 1899 nt
Organism: Sorghum bicolor (sorghum)
Lineage: Eukaryota; Viridiplantae; Streptophyta; Magnoliopsida; Poales; Poaceae
Product: VAN3-binding protein
Exons: 6
Coding region: 152-1618 (488 amino acids)
Biological process (GO): leaf vascular tissue pattern formation; phloem or xylem histogenesis; auxin-activated signaling pathway
Source: RefSeq, a predicted model, not a curated record